AAAGGAAUGGCCAAUAGCCUGCUAAUGCUUAUUCAGAUUGAGUUUGAGGUCCUCGUCCAUUCGUCCUUCCCGUCCCCGUCCUCCUCCUGGGAAUCGGCAAUUCCACUCUCCUAAGUAACUCCCCUUCCCAUCUCCCAAGAAAUCUCUGCACUUUUUCUGUCCCACGUUUUAAGCUCUUCAUCAGUUUCUCUGAACGUCUCGCCCUGCCCCACGACGAGUAUUGAAAGCUGAAACUGAACUCGCUCAUCCACAGAGCAUCCAUCCUCGGCUCCGAUCCAUCACCUGUCUUUAUACCUCAGACAAACAUACACCUGGCUCCUUAGUAUACAAUGAGCCUACUGUCAAGCCAUCGCUAUAACUGGUUUCAGAGGAUCCAAGACCACAGUUUUAAAGGAAAACCCAAGAAGGGCCAAUGUUUAGCAUACUUUAAUACAUAUUUACCUACCAAUGGGUUGUCGGUUUUCCACGGUCAACAACUCUUCACUAGUUCCAGUCGCAGUGCAAAGAAAUAUUGGCAGAUCUUUUCCGCUGCAGAGAAUGAAGGCUUGGAUCCUGAUGAUUCUGAAGAGGAACUUGGAGAUGAAGGAUCUUCCGAGGAUGGCGAUGGCUCUGCAGGGGUGAACAGUGAAAUUCUUAGAGAGAAUCUUGAGAGAAUAGUUGGCUCAGAUGAUUCCACCUUUAGCGGCAUCGAUCUUGCGACUCUUAUCAGGAACAAAUAUGGGAGAUCGUAUGAUAUUCAGCUAAUAAAGAAGGAGUUCAUGGGAAGAAAUCUCCUUGCCCUGAAUGUGAUGUGGAAGUACCUGGAGCAGAGAUCCUUUCCUUUAACUGAAGAGGAGUACAUACUAAGGCUUGAUAAUGUGGCAAACACAUUAAAAUGUUGGGGAGCCGUUUCGCACAUUCGAAACAGCCUGGCGAAGUUGAAAGAGCGUCCUCGGACUGGAAAAGCAGUGAGCAUCUUUAUAGACAUGGAUGAGUCAGGAGGUCGUGCAAAUGAGUGGAUCUACAAGUAGAUAGCAAAAGUGGAGAAACGAGGAGAUUUUCGUCGUUCGGCAGUACUGACCAACAUGCAACUGGAGGCUGCUUUCAGCAACUCUGACAUGUUAGGUUCCUGGGGUCAGUAUUGGCAGUUUGGUAUGCUCUAUCCUGAAAGAGAGCAGUUGAUACUUGAUUUUGAGUUUCUUUUCUUCUCUUCUUGAGGGUGGUGCUUCCUGAGCAUGCUGGCUUCAGGUGCCACUGGCUGUUGCUCUUGUUUACGUUCAUCUUUCCUAUAACCUCAUGGCGUACUGGGGGUCCAGAGAAUUAUGUAAUAACAUCUGAGAGUCAGUAAAAUGUAGAGGUUCAUGUAUCUGAUCUCAACAGUUGAGCGUUUGGAGAAAAGUUCUCCUCUAGAUUUGUUUUGAGAUGGCUGUGUUGUGUACUUAUGCACUUUGUUUGGGGAAAAAAAAUCCAUGAAUUCUCAUCCUUAGAUGUAUUGGUUUUUGUUA
Punica granatum (pomegranate) is the source of this 1484-nucleotide messenger RNA. The record is from RefSeq and is a predicted model, not a curated record. NCBI's taxonomy places the organism in Eukaryota, Viridiplantae, Streptophyta, Magnoliopsida, Myrtales, Lythraceae.